Messenger RNA from Sardina pilchardus (European sardine), 2490 nucleotides. RefSeq names its product chromosome 24 C6orf62 homolog (gene c24h6orf62). The transcript is spliced from 5 exons. The record is from RefSeq and is a predicted model, not a curated record. NCBI's taxonomy places the organism in Eukaryota, Metazoa, Chordata, Actinopteri, Clupeiformes, Clupeidae. Bases 1492 to 2193 code for a protein of 233 amino acids.
CCAUUUUGGAUCAUUUGUUUGGUGAGGAGCGCUGCUGUUCUUUACUCAACACAGGAAUCGAAGGCCGGACACGUCAAAGAACCGAUCAAAAGUCGUUUUGCUCAAUUACUGAUAAGUAUGGGUCCGCCAAGAAGCAAAUCUCGUCGCAUAUCUCCCGAAAGAACGGAGGAUUUCUGUUGGUUUGUCACUUUAUCUUGACAUGGCAUGGCUGGCUAGGUUGGUUGUUUGUGACGACUGAAAAAAAAAAGCUCGAAAACAAGCGGAGAUACUACCUUGAAGCGUCAUCAGAAGAGAAAAUUAAUCUGUUGUCAACUGUUGGUAUAAUUUAAUACACUGUUGUUACCCCUUUGACGAGAUGGGACAAAGCUAGUUAGCUAGUUAACAGGCUUUGUAACUAGUUCAACAAUGUGGCUGCAAUUUAGACUCCUCAAAAUGGUGACGAGCAACAAUAGUUAGCUAGGUGGCUAGCAAGCCUCGCAAGAUCCGGGUUUUCACUGUAGUAAACUAAGCCUUCUGUUAAACCAGGCAAAAAAUGUAAAGAGGCACAUUAAGCAGCUCUUAAGCAAACACAGGGGCCCGUUAUCACAUUGUUAAGUCCAAAUUAAAAUGUAGCUGGAGAGUUUUGUAGCUAGCUGGUGGUGAAGUGUAUAGCUGCGUUGCCUAGCUAGCUAGCACAAGUUGGCUAGCUGGCCAACCAUCAAUAGCUCAUGAUGAGGAAUGUCAUCGACAAUGGCGUAGCAGACCGCGGGCCAGUUUUAUGGCUGUAAAUAGCGACAUGUCAACCUUCUCUGGUAACUUCUGUGUUUUACCUGGUGCCAAUUUGUCCUGGCAUCCACAUGUGUCUGCCAUGGUCGUCCGUAUCCCUGCCAUUCGAAGAGCCUUUGCUGAACUAGCUUAGUGUAAACAGAAAUUACAAACUACAAAAACAAAAAAAAUCAAAUAUGAACGAAGCUCUUGGUAAUAACAAAAAAGUAGUUCUCUCUGCUCGAACGUUUGUGUAGGUUUCUAUUUCACAGUUACAGAGCCUGUCUCGGCAUGGGUUUCGGAAGUAAUGGGAACUCUCAUUUUUGUUGUCAGUUAACGUUACAUUUGCAGCGACAAAAGUCACCAUAAUUGUUUUGCUUUCUGUUGAAAUUGAUUUAUUCCCUGUGUAAACGCGAAUAGUCGGACGUGUCUUUGGCCUUAACUUGAAUGCCCAGCUCUUAACCGAUAUGAUCUCCUGAGAAAUCUAGACUGAUAUUGCUCAUGUAGGUCUAGUCGCAACUAAAUUGAUCAGCAGUCGCACUUUUCCCAUUUGAUCUACAAUGACUUAGCGUGAGUUGGCUGAUUUCCCCCUCCUGUUAGAAGUAGUAUGUAAUCCGAGUAGUCUUAGAGACCUUUACUCUUUCUCCUCUCUGAAAAGGGGUAACUUUAGCUCCGUGCUAGUCAAUAGGACAUAACCACAAAAAUAGAUUUCUUUUAAAAAUUGAAAAAGUGAAACGAUUAUCAACAAUGGGGGACGCGACUUCCCGAAGAAACCAAAUGAGAAACCGACUUCGUGCUCAACUUCGGAAGAAACGAGAAUCCCUGGCCGACCAGUUCGACUUCAAGAUCUACAUCGCCUUCGUGUUCAAAGAAAAGAAGAAGAAGUCUGCACUUUUCGAGGUGGCGGAGGUGCUGCCGGUGAUGACCAGCAACUACGAGGAGAACAUUCUGAAGGGCGUGCGGAACUCCGGCUACUCGCUGGAGAGUUCCAUUGAGCUGCUGCAGAAGGACAUAGUGCAGCUGCACGCGCCGCGCUACCAGUCUAUGCGCAGGGAUGUGAUUGGGUGUACCCAGGAGAUGGACUUUAUCCUUUGGCCCCGCAACGACAUCGAGAAGAUCGUCUGUCUCCUGUUCUCCCGCUGGAAGGGGGCCGAUCACGAGCCGUUUCGGCCUGUUCAGGCCAAGUUUGAGUUUCAUCACGGAGACUACGAGAAGCAGUUCUUGCACGCUGUUGGGCGCAAAGACAAGGCUGGAAUGGUUCUCAACAACCCAAACCAAUCUGUGUUUCUUUUCAUGGAUAAACAGCACUUACAGACCCAGAGCAAGAGCAAGAGUCGGGCGUCGGUGUUCAAGCUGUGCAGUCUGUGUCUGUACCUGCCGCAGGACCAGCUGACGUGCUGGGGAGCAGGAGACCUGGAGGACCAGCUGCGGCCCUACAUGCCCGACUAGACCAGCGCCGCCUCCACUCCGCCUCUACGCCUCUCCUCCUCCACGCCUCUCCUCCUCUCCUCCUCUCCUCCUCUCCGCUAGCGCUAGCGCUAGUGCUAGAGCGCUAGCAGCCCCCCCCAGCCCAGCAGCCCAGCAAGUCGACCGCACUCACCCAUAACGCUCCUCUAUUGAAUAGAAUUGAACUUGUGCUUGGAACUCUCCUUCUUUUUGUUGACCACUCAUUUUCAUCCCAAACCUGCUCAUCACCCUGUCCCCCCCCCUGACCCCCCCCCCCCCCCCACACCAUGACCCCCCCCC